Messenger RNA from Arabidopsis arenosa, 2146 nucleotides. NCBI's taxonomy places the organism in Eukaryota, Viridiplantae, Streptophyta, Magnoliopsida, Brassicales, Brassicaceae. The record is from the annotation of a GenBank genome assembly.
UUCCUUUCCAAUUAGAGCAUCUUAUCACAACAGUCUUCCUCGAUUAGCUUCACAUGAUAAAUACAUUUAACCGGAAAACUAAACGCUAACCGUAACGAACCGGCCUCGCAGAAGUCCGGUUACUAAAUAACCCGACUUUUUCAUUCAAAAGUCACUCGAAAUAGCCGGCGCCGGAGAAAUUGUGAGAGUCAAGAGUCAGAUAUGUUCAGAAUCGAAAUUCUAAGAAGCACACUAUCUCGAUCUCAGCUACAGAGAUUUUCUCGUGCAUCGUCCCUCUUAUCGACAUGGUACUCUCCAGAAUCUAUCUCAGCAGACGACAACAAUGACCCAGUUCUUGUCAAUCUCUCAGUUGCCAUCAGAGAUUCUUACAAGGAUCCGCCAUCGGAGUUAUCUUCGUUCGCUACCUGCCCCUCUAUCAGAAAGGUCCUGCCUUCGCUCAGCGUUCGUCAUGUUGUUGAUCUCAUCAACCAUAACCCUCUCUCCCUCCCACACCGUUCAAUUUUCGCUUUCUUCAAAUUUAUCUCAUCUCAACCUGGAUUUCGUUUUACCGUUGAGACUUACUUCGUCAUGGCUCGUUUUCUUGCGGUUCACGAAAUGUUCACGGAAGCACAAUCACUUAUCGAGCUCGUCGUCUCUCGUAAAGGCAAAAACUCGGCUUCUUCAGUUUUCAUAUCUUUGGUAGAAAUGAGAGGAAGACCUAUGUGUGGUUUCCUUGUUGAUGCUUUGAUGAUUACGUACAUGGAUCUAGGAUUCAUACCCGAUGCUAUUCAAUGUUUUAGGCUAUCUCGGAAGCAUAAUUUCGUUGUUCCGAUUCGUGGCUGUGGCAAUUUGCUUGAUCGGAUGAUGAAGCUGAAUCCAACUGGGACGGUUUGGGGAUUCUAUAUGGAGAUUUUGGAUGCUGGGUUUCCCUUGAAUGUGUACGUUUUCAAUAUUUUGAUGAACAAAUUUUGUAAAGAAGGCAAUAUAUGUGAUGCCCAGAAGGUGUUCGACGAAAUUACUAAAAGGAAUUUGCGGCCUACAGUGAUGAAGAAUGCUGACAUGUUGCUAGAUGCCAUGCUUAAUAUAGGGGUUGUUCCGGAUGACAUCACAUACAACAUCCUAUUGGAAGGUCACCAUAGACAUGCAAAUGCAUCAAAGCAUUAUAAACAGAAACCUGAGAUAGGGAUUGUAGCUGACUUGGCCGCUUACAGAUCACUAGUCAAUGAGCUUUAUAGAGCUUCGAAAGAUCACCGGAACAGCUAAAAUCAGACUAUAUGUUCCUGGAUACGACCGAAACUUUCCUAUUAAUCACCAAAGGUCCGUUUUUUUCAUCAUAAGUACUAUCCGGAGAUAUCUUUCUAUAUUUCUCUGCUUGAUUUCACUUUUUCAAUGUUCUCAUACGCUUUGAUUAGAAUUUAUGGGUGUAGAUGAUUUAUCGAUUUUAUUCUUCUGAACCGGGUAUUGUCCCAAUGAUUGAGUCUAUAGUGUUUCGAAUUGUAUGUUUCAAUUUGUCGAGUUGAUUGAAAAUCGUUUGUAUUUCUAGAGAUAUGGAUGUAUUUUGUAGUGAUUCAUGUGGCAUGUAGUAGAUUUUAAAUCAUUAAGCAUUUAGUUUUGUGGUCCUUCAUAUACCUGACUCGAUGAGGCUAGAUUAGAUUGCUGCAUGAAAUUUCGAAGGGAACAGAAGCAAUACCUGGUUUUUUGUCCAUUUGUUGUUAAACUUUUGAGUAUAUAAAAGGUUCUGCCACUAUCAUUCUUGGAUCCAAUUUCUGUGUCUCUAAUCCAAUACCAUACUUAUACAUGUGAAUAAUAAUGUACUAAUAGUGUGAUGUAUUAUACUUGUAUAUAUGAAAGCCCUCUCAUCUUUGUGUGCCUUGAUGAGAUGAGAUUGAUAAGUUGCAUAGAGUGUACUUUCGAAGAAGAAGGCACACGGAUCAAACAGAGAAGAAUGUGGAAGGCACGUGUGAAGAAUUGUGAGACGGCUAAGUUUCAGCAUUUUUUAAAGUUGUUAUAUGUUGAUUCUUGGGUGUAGAUCAGUCUAUGAGACUGUGAGGGAGGAUAGUUUCCAGGGACAGAAGCUCUGGAGAACUAUCUCUGAUGUUUGUGGUUUUUCAUUGGUAUUCUUGUUGUACAUACACACUUGGAUAAACAAUAAAGUACUUAGUUCUAC